AUAAUUAAAAAGAAAAACAUGUUUUACUGUUUGUGAUGAUGUUCCCAAAGUGGAUCUUGUCUUCCACGUUCUCAUUUUCGAAGCUUCUCUUCAUCUUCUUGGAGCAUUAUUAUUGAAUCAGAAGUCGUAAAGCGAACCCUAAUAACAGUUGUACAGUUCAAUUCAGAUCACAGAUACUUCAGCGAUGGAAGCAGCACCUGCCUUCCUUUCCUUUUGGGUUUUGUUAUGCUUUUCUCUACUUUUAGCUGUAAUUAAUCUCGUCAGUGCUAACUCCGAAGGCGACGCACUCUACACCCUUCGCCGCAGCUUGUACGAUCCGAAUAACGUGCUCCAGAGUUGGGAUCCGACCCUUGUCAAUCCUUGUACUUGGUUCCAUGUCACCUGCAACCAGGACAACCAGGUCACUCGGGUUGAUCUUGGCAACUCAAACCUAUCUGGAUAUUUGGUACCUGAACUUGGGAACCUAGAACAUCUACAGUAUCUUGAGCUUUAUAAAAACAAUAUUCAAGGAACAAUUCCUCCGGAGCUUGGGAACCUGAAGAACCUUAUUAGCUUGGACUUGUAUAACAACAACAUAUCAGGAACCAUUCCUCCUUCAUUGGGGAAGCUGAAGAAUCUUGUCUUUCUGCGGCUGAAUGACAACCGGUUAACUGGUCCAAUCCCUAGGCAGCUUGCUGAUGUUAAAAGCCUUAAAGUAUUGGAUGUGUCCAACAAUGAUUUAUGCGGAACAAUUCCUAUGGCAGGGCCAUUUGAGCAUAUUCCAUUGAAUAACUUUGAGAAUAACCCUCGGUUGGAAGGUCCGGAGUUGUUGGGACUUGCAAGUUAUGAAACAAAUUGCUCGUGACUAACAAAAAGCCUUGGGAUCUGAAUCUAAACUGAACUAUACGUGUAUUAGAAAAUUAAAUUGUGUUAUCUUGUACUGUAAUAGGCAGCUGAAAAAGUAGCUCCUGUUGUAUGUAACUUUAAUAAUUGAAAUGGCUUGUCUUGUGUAACUGUGUCAUGAUGUUUCUACCUAUGUUUUGAGACAUUAAUUGCAACAUAGGUGCUUAUUGCUGAUUU
Neltuma alba is the source of this 1059-nucleotide messenger RNA. RefSeq names its product leucine-rich repeat protein 1-like. The transcript is spliced from 6 exons. Bases 185 to 844 code for a protein of 219 amino acids. The record is from RefSeq and is a predicted model, not a curated record. NCBI's taxonomy places the organism in Eukaryota, Viridiplantae, Streptophyta, Magnoliopsida, Fabales, Fabaceae.